Lolium perenne is the source of this 1669-nucleotide messenger RNA. Its product is annotated as F-box protein At5g03970. Gene Ontology annotation, molecular function: protein binding. Lineage: Eukaryota; Viridiplantae; Streptophyta; Magnoliopsida; Poales; Poaceae. The record is from RefSeq and is a predicted model, not a curated record.
UGUCUUCGACGCUGGGUGGCAGCGAGUCAAUUCCCCAUCACUUCGCCACAGUUCCCCGAACGAGCGACCCGGCCGGAGAUGACGGCCAGCCCCUGCUGCCGCCCCGGCUCGCCGGCGGCGGCCCCGCUGGAGGACGAAGACUUGCUCACCGAGAUCCUCCUCCGCCUCCCGCCACAGCCCUCCUCCCUUCCCCGAGCCUCCGCUGUCUGCAAGCGCUGGCUCAGCCUCGUCUCCGACCCCCGCUUCUCCCGCCGAUUCCGCCUCCACCACCGCCGAAACCCUCCCCUGCUCGGCUUCUUCGACACCUACUCCGGCCUCACCUUCCACCCAGCCCUGGACGCCCCCAACCGCGUCCCGCCGGGCCGUUUCUCCUUGCAGCGCGACGACAGCGACGUAGUCAUCACCCUGGGAUGCCGGCACGGCCUCGUACUAAUGUUGUACCGGAGCCAGAAUCAGGUCCGGGUAUGGGACCCCGUCACCCGCGACCACCGCCGCAUCGACAUUCCCGCGCCGUUCGACGCCAGGGACACCGUGAUCAACGGCGCGGUGCUUCGUGCCACCGGAGACGCCCGCCACUUUCAGGUGGUCUUGGUAGUGGCAGGCGACGAAGACGAGCUACCUCGACGAGUGCUCGCCUGCGUUUACUCGUCAGAGACCGGCGUAUGGGGUAAUCUCAUCUCGACGCCGGUUUCACCCUUCAGUCAGAACACAUCGCUUACCAUGGCUUAUAUGUCCAUUUUGUCAGCACUUGUUGUGGCUUGCGCGCCUGCUGUGCUUGUUGGGGAUUCCCUUUACUGGACUCUUGUUGGGGACUAUGCUGGAAUUCUCGAGUUUGAUUUGGAGAGGCAGACCCUUGCUGUGAUACCAGUGCCAGCUGGGAUGAUUGAAGAGGGCGAUGAACUAACGGCUAUGCGGGCAGAGGGUGGUGGGCUAGGUUUCCUCUUUGUAUCAAAGUCAGACUGCACCGCCCAAUUAUGGAAGCUGAAUAAAGAUUGUAAUGCUCUUCUUUCAUGGGUGCUGGGAAGAACUAUUGAACUGGACAAGCUGUUUUCUCUGAAAUCAAGGGUGGAGAGAGAUUCCCUGGGAAUGCUAGGGUUUGCUGAGUACAGUAAUGUGGUGUUACUCUCGACACGUGCUGGUCUAUUCAUGGUCCAGCUCGAGUCAUUGCAGUUCAAGAAACUUCCCCAAGCAGAAGUCUUGUCUAGCCGACAUCCAUUUGAAAGUGUGUAUACUGCGGGUAAAAGCAUGCCAUUACACAGUUACAAUGCAGAGACACGCAUAGGUGAUGGACAUGAUGAAGCUCAAAUUUAGCACACUACAUAAGACGAUUGUCCUGUUGGAUAUUGGCUCAGCAGGAAUGGACUUGUUUGCUGAUGGUUCUUCCAUUUGGUAACUUCACAUGGUUUGACCAUCUACAUAGCGUGCACUAGUCAACUGGGAUAAUGAAGAUACAUUGACUUGCUUCCAUUAAGUAGCACUUACCUAGUUCCCUUGUGGUUUAUUUGCUAUGUGCUUUCCAAGCAAGCACGUUGAUGCAAGCUUGGCUGCCUAAUGAUCUUUGCUUAUACUUUUGUGUGUGUUCAUCUUCUCUACUGUUUUCAUUUGAUUAUGUUCUUCUAUGUUGUAUAAUGUUGGGAGAUUGAGACGUAGAAUUUCUGCCCUCAUCCUA